GCAGCCUGCAGCGGGGCCUACGAGCGCACCUUCGUGGCCAUCAAACCGGACGGGGUCCAGCGGCACCUGGUCGGGGAGAUCAUCCGGCGGUUCGAGAGGAAGGGCCUGCAGCUAGUGGGGCUGAAGCUCCUGCUGGCCUCGGAGGAGCUGCUGAAAGAGCACUACAUUGCUCUUCGUGACCGUCCCUUCUACAGCCGGCUAGUGAAGUACAUGAGCUCUGGGCCCGUGGUGGCCAUGGUCUGGCAGGGCCUGGACGUGGUCAAGACAGUUCGCACAAUGAUUGGGGAGACUAACCCAGCCGAAUCCAGGCCUGGCACUAUCCGAGGAGACUUCUGCGUUGAAGUCAGCAAGAAUGUGAUCCACGGCAGUGACUCAGUUGAGAGUGCCCAGCAGGAGAUUUCCCUCUGGUUCCGCCCAGAGGAGCUGACUUGCUGGGAGGACAUGGCCGAGCACUGGAUCUACGCAUGA
Molecule: messenger RNA, 468 nt
Organism: Phaethon lepturus (White-tailed tropicbird)
Lineage: Eukaryota; Metazoa; Chordata; Aves; Phaethontiformes; Phaethontidae
Gene: NME3
Product: NME/NM23 nucleoside diphosphate kinase 3
Exons: 4
Biological process (GO): CTP biosynthetic process; UTP biosynthetic process; GTP biosynthetic process
Molecular function (GO): nucleoside diphosphate kinase activity
Source: RefSeq, a predicted model, not a curated record